This is a messenger RNA of Cuscuta campestris, 1586 nucleotides long. NCBI's taxonomy places the organism in Eukaryota, Viridiplantae, Streptophyta, Magnoliopsida, Solanales, Convolvulaceae. The record is from the annotation of a GenBank genome assembly.
CGUCCCGGCGGUAACGACUAGCGUGGGGACAACUUUUGCCCCGCUGACUUCCGUAAGAUCAUUGGGUAUGAUCCCGAUCAUGUUUGUCCCUAGCCCAAUGCCUACGACGACUCCGUUAUUUUCGAUCUCAUUGCCCCUAUCCAUGUGUCUCGUUCUGGGAUCAAAUAUGUCAGGGGUAAUGGCACCACCGAUGAUGUAUCCUCCGCAUCUUGCUCACGGGAUUAAUUCCCCUGAAAAUUCUUGGGAUUACCCCAACGCCAUUCGUCCCCCGGACGAUCCAUUCCAUCCAGCCAGUGAACUUGGUUUCGGCAAUGAACCAAGCUGGACCCUCACGUCCGCCGGUACACCAUGUGGCCAUGUUGUUUCGGUCACCAAUGAGGAAGAGUGGGAUGAGCCCCGUACCAACAAGGGCAAGGGCAUCGCCAAGUCUACCAAAACCCGAGACUCGGCAUUCAAACUUCUCGAUUCUAAAAAUGAGGGUCCCCAGAAAUCUACAAAACUUAGGCUCAGACCUGAUAUGGGUAAGAUCGGAUCUUUUGAAAGGCUAGCUAAAAUCUUUCAAAAGAAGUAUCAGGACAAUUGCGUCAAGAGGAAGAAGUUCACCUACCUAAACACGGUAGGACAGAAGGAGAAGGAGACCUUGAUCCAGUUCCUCACCCGGUGGAAGGAGGAAAUGGACAAGGUGGAAGAGAUUGACGAAAAUACCUCCAUGUCGCUCCUCAUUAAAGCAUUCCGCUCUGGGGAACUCUAUACAGAAUUUUGUAGGAAACCUCCUGCUGUCUACCAGGAAGCAUACAACACCACAUGGGAGUAUGGGGAAGCGGAGAACCUGAAUCAGAGCAAGAGAGAACUGGAGGAAGGAUAUAAGGCAAAGUCAUCCCAGGCCAAAAGGGAAGAUCAAUCAGGAGGCUCGAAGUCAAAAACUCAUCACGAAGGCAUUGUGCAUGAGAUCCGAGAUGAUAAAAAAGGGGGCAAGCCUAAAAAGCCCUGGACAGACAAAUGGUGCACCUACCACCAAUCAGAUCCACACAAUACUAUGGAGUGCUGGAGUAUGAAAGUUUUACUUUGGGAAAUGGUAAACAAAGGCGAGUUCAGUGGGGAGUACGCGGAAGAAGCGAGAAAGGCAAAUAGGUGGAAUCGCCCUGGAGAAGGGGAAAAAGAUAAGGCAAUGAAACCCCCUCCAAGAACGGAGUACAUAACCAUGAUUGUGGGAGGGCCUGAAGGGGGAGACACAACGUUCCAAAGGAAGAAUUGGGCAAGGAGCUUGAAUGUGGAAACGGUGUCGGCGGAACCACAUACAAAAAAUGUGAAGAGAGAACCUAUCACUUUCAGUGACAGGGAUUUGCCCCGUACCGGGGAAGAUCAUAAUGACCCACUGGUCAUUACAAUGGAUAUAAAUGGUGCAGACAUGGCCAGAGUGUUAGUUGACACAGGGAGCAGUGUUAAUGUUCUGUACUUGGAGACGUUCAAGAAGCUGAAGUUGGAUAGGUCAUAGCUGGAGCCCCUGCAGACUCCCUUGUCAGGCUUCAGCGGAGCAACGAUUGAGGCUGAGGGAACUAUCACAUUGCCAGUAUAAUUGGGGACAG